GAGAAAGUCAAACCCGUGGGUUACAACGAAAAACUUGAUGUAUUUGGUGCACUGCAAGUGAGUGCAGUGAGCAGCGGAUACUGCAUCGGUUCCUGCAAUUGGAUCAUCUCAUCGUACAAAGAGAAAAUCGUGUUCAUGUCUGGUUCGUCAACUCUGACGACGCAUCCGAUGUCUUGCGAUCAAGUGGGUCUCCGCAAUGCCGACGCCCUCAUCGUCACGGGUCUCACGCAAACCCCGUCAGUGAACCCGGACACGAUGAUUGGCGAAUUUUGCACGUCAGUAGUGGCGACGUUGAAAGCCGGCGGGAACGUGUUGGUUCCGUGUUACCCAUCUGGGGUCAUUUACGAUUUAUUCGAGUGCGUGUCUGGGCAUUUGGACACUACUGGGUUGAGUGGAGUGCCCCUGUACUUUAUUUCCCCCGUGGCGGAUUCCUCGUUGGCGUAUUCGAAUAUUUUUGCCGAAUGGUUGUCGACCGGGAAGCAGAAUCGGGUUUACUUGCCGGAUGAACCUUUCCCGCAUGCGAAUCUCGUCCGGGAAGGUCGGCUGAAAUCAUUCAGGUACGUGCAUGACGAGAAGCUGAUCGAGGACUAUCGGGAACCGUGUAUUGUUUUCUGCGGUCAUCCGUCGUUGCGUUUCGGAGCUGCGGUGCAUUUCACGCUACUGUGGGGGUCGAAUCCCGCGAAUGCCAUUGUGUUUACAGAAUCGGAUUUCGACCAUGCCGAGGCCUUGUCGCCGUACCAGCCGUUGCGAGCGAAAGUUACGUUUUGUCCAAUCGACACGUGUGUCAAUUUUACUCAAUGCAAUUUGCUCAUCAAGGACUUGAAGCCGGCGACGAUCGUCGUGCCGCAGAAAUACACUGUUCCGCCACCGAAUAUGCCUCAGCGCAGUGAUCUGAAGCUUGAUAUUGCGCCGAGCACCAACGUGAUCACGUUCAGACCGAUGGAAGUGGUCGAGAUCCCGCUGGAAAGAACCGUGGAGCGGAUAGAAGUCGACCUCGAACUCGCCAAAAGUCUCGUUCCAGUGGAGCUCCGCCCAGGCCUCAAGCUAGCCUUAGUUCCUCAAGCUGAACUCCAUCGGUGGGACAACAAAUUCACUCUCAAACCGCACGCGCAAAUUUCCGACAGUCCCGCUUCUCCCGAAGAGGAAAGUGGUGAAGGUUCAAAGACGCAGAAAUCGAGGAAAUGCCCGACUCAGGCGGAAACUGCUGCGUUUAUGCCGUGCGGGAAAUUGGACAUCAACGGGUUUGUGAGGCACAUCCAAGACGUGUUUGGCGCGCAGAACGUGAAAGUUGGCUAUGAAAAGGACACCGUCAUCCUGCUGACGCAGAAAUCGAGGAAAUGCCCGACUCAGGCGGAAACUGCUGCGUUUAUGCCGUGCGGGAAAUUGGACAUCAACGGGUUUGUGAGGCACAUCCAAGACGUGUUUGGCGCGCAGAACGUGAAAGUUGGCUAUGAAAAGGACACCGUCAUCCUGCUGAACGUGAAUGAGCAGGAGAGUGUGAUUCGGCUGGCUGAAGGCAAUACCCACAUUUGCAGCACGGACGAGACGCUUCGCCGCAAGUUGUGCAAGCUGGUGAUUGAGAAGCUUUCGGCGCCUUUCUAGAAAUGCACCUUGGCUUUUUUCUGUCGGUGUUCCGAUACUUUUUUGCUGUUAUUGUUGGAGGCGUACACGGAAGCUGGAAGUUAUUGUAUUUACUCGCGGGUGUAGAAGGAGCCGUAUGAAGCAUAUUUAUUUUAUGCUCUUCAGGAUGAGUAUAAAAGGAAUUUUUUCAUUUUUAUCAUAAGACUCACGUUUAUGGAGUUCAGUUCUGUAGAAUUGGACGGUAUUGGCUAUCACAUAAAUCUCACCAAGAUGUUAUCAUGGGUUUAGUUGAAUUCUGGGCUGAAAUUUCAAUCGUAAGUUGGACGAUAAGACGCAUAUUCAAUUCUUUUCAGUAUGAAAUUUUGAUUGAAUUGUAUACCUGAGCAUGUUGCGCUGCCAAUUUCAAUUAGCUCUAAAACUUCAAUGCAGUGCUGUGUGAACAAAAAUUAAACCUCCACAAUUUGAACCCAAAUUUUUCAAGCAUUUCCUUGAAAAAAGUUCUUGGAUGAAAUUGGUCCAAAAUUUCCCAUUCGAAUCAAGUGCAAUGCACACCUGAUCUUCUAAAAUGCUUUUAAAAUUUUAUAUUGCCUGUGAAAUGCACCCCCAUUUUUCUGCUAAAUUUUGAGAACAAAUGUGCAUAUGGUGAAUGCAGUAAUAAGUUGCUGUCCAGUGAAGAGUACAUUAAUUGUAAGAUACGAUAAAUCUUUUUCUGGGAAAAUUGAGCUUAUAUAAAUUUGAAAUGAAUCUAGAAAAUUUUGGCAUUGGAAGCUUUUUAGUGGUGUAGUGUGGUUGGUGAUAAAUGAGUUGGUUUAAUUAAUGGUAAGUAUCAGAACUGUAGAUUAUUCAUAGAUCUCCCACCUGCGGGAGGAUGCUUCAUUCUCUGUGAAGAGCAUAAAGAAAAUAAUUCGCUUCCUUUUUCUGUAGCAUCUAUUAUAAAAUUUAACUACUACAUUAUUUAAAAACAGAAGGCCUGAUAAAUUUGAAUAAUUGAGCUCUGCCCCA
Notodromas monacha is the source of this 2583-nucleotide messenger RNA. The record is from the annotation of a GenBank genome assembly. NCBI's taxonomy places the organism in Eukaryota, Metazoa, Arthropoda, Ostracoda, Podocopida, Cyprididae.